This is a messenger RNA of Capra hircus (goat), 1875 nucleotides long. RefSeq names its product MAP/microtubule affinity-regulating kinase 4-like. Gene Ontology annotation, molecular function: ATP binding; protein serine/threonine kinase activity; tau-protein kinase activity. Lineage: Eukaryota; Metazoa; Chordata; Mammalia; Artiodactyla; Bovidae. The record is from RefSeq and is a predicted model, not a curated record. The transcript has 2 exons. The coding region runs from base 1 to 1875 and encodes 624 amino acids. Gene Ontology annotation, cellular component: cytoplasm. Gene Ontology annotation, biological process: microtubule cytoskeleton organization; protein phosphorylation; intracellular signal transduction.
AUGGCCAUCUCCACUAACAAGAUUGCUCGUCUAAAGCAUUAUGAGAUCCUUGAAACAAUUGGUGAAGGCCACUUCGCCAAAGUGAAGUUGGCCUGGCAUGCUCUGACCAAGGGACUGGUAGCCAUCAAGGUCAUCCAAAAGACAAAUCAGAGCCUCUCCAGUGUCAAGGAGCAGUUUCGAGAGGUUGACAGCCUGAGAACAGUAAACCACCCGAAUAUUGUUAAGCUACUGGAAGUGAUCGACACUGAGGAGACUCUGUUUAUCGUAAUGGAGUACGUCAGCGGGGGAGACUUGAAAACCUACUUGGAGGCCAAAGGCCGCAUGACGGAGGGGGAAGCCCGAGGCCUGUUCUGCCAGCUGGUCUCGGCUCUGCAGCACUGCCACCAGCGGGGCGUGGUGCACCGGGAUUUGAAGCUGGGCAACCUCCUCCUUGACGCCAACAACAACAUAAAAAUCUCGGACUUCGGCCUUAGCAACCAGUGGCACCCAGGAAAUGAGCUCGAUACUUUCUGCGGCAGCCCCGCGUUCAUGGCCCCAGAACUCUUCCUGGGGAUGCCUUACACAGGCCCAGAGGUGGAUGUGUGGAGCCUCGGCGUCGUCCUCUACACCAUGGUAACUGGAUCCCUCCCCUUCGGGGGACAAGACUUCUGGGAGCUGCGGCAGCGUGUGCUUAGCGGGCAGUACCAUGUGCCCAAAUAUUUAUCCACCAACAUAACAGACUUACUAGAAAGAAUGCUAACGCUCAAGCCUAUCGACAGAGGCACUUUAGAUGACGUUGGGCAGCACGCAUGGGUGAACAUGGGCCAGGAGGAGCCCCUCCCGCCAGCCUGUGGUGAGCACCCUGGGGUGACAGUGGAGAUGAUACUGGGCUGGUGCAGGGACCUAAUCCAGGGCUUAGACAGAAGCAGCGUCAGUGACAUGAACGAACCCAAGAUGAGGGUCCGCACCAUCAAGGUGAGACCACUGGAGCAGCAGGAGAACCAGGAGUCAAGAGAGAAGACCAGAGAGCCUGCCACUCCCCCACCCUGCCCAGGGCCGAGGACCGUCAGCCCCAGCCCAGCCCCCUCCACCCGCAACACCCAUGGUGAGAGCAGCGCCCGAGCCGCCGAUCACGCAGGUGACCGCCACGCCACGUGCGGGACCAGGCUCCCCUGCCGCACCUGCGGCAGGCGUGACAGCAACCACACCUGUGACACCAGCCUCACCAGUGACGCCAGGGGCGCCUGCCACACCAUCAGCACCUGCGACAGCUGCGGUACCAGAGGAACCAGCCUCACCCGUGACGCCUGCAGCACCCGGGACACCAGGCACACCUGGGAUCACAGCCUCACCCAUGACGCCUGCAGCACCCGGGACACCAGCCUCACCUGUCACCCUAGCCUCCCCUGUGACGCCCCAAGCACCCGGGUCACCAGCCUCACCUGUGACGCCCCAAGCACCCGGGACACCAGCCUCACCUGUGUCGCCCCAAGCACCCGGGACCCUACUGGGGCCUGCAACGUACAUGACACCCGUGGCAACCGUGAUACCUGUCACACCAGUGCCACCAGUGACAGCUGCCUCACCCCUGGCACCAGGGGCACCCACGACACAGGUGGCACUCAUGGCACCUGUGACACCCUCAGCACCAGUGGCACCCAUGACAACAAUGGCAAAGUCGCUGAAGGAACCCACUGCCUCCCGGAUGUGCCUGAUACAGGAAGCUCCACCCUUGUUGGGCAGCCCGAGAGUACGUCCCCAGUCACUCCCUCUGGCCUCACCAAGAAAAAGAAGGGGGUGGCUGGGAGAAUAUGGAAAUGUCUCUCCAGAUAUCUCUGCUGUGGGCUGCCCAGCAAGAGGGCUAAUAAAGUGAAGCCGGAAAUAGCAAAUGGAUGA